AUGUCUGCUUCCGCGUCGACCGCGUUCGCGAAGUACGACGCCGCCUCCGACGCCGCGCGCGCGGCGUCGUCCGCGUCCCCGAGCGCGUCGGCGUCGUCGACCGGCGGCAGCCGCGUCCUCGCGAACGCGACCGUCUUGCUGAGCGACGCGUACAAGCGAUGCAACCCGAGCUUCGGAUACACCCCCGCGAUCAACCCUCGACGGCAGCUCACGAAACCGUCCAAGCCGUGCGGGAACGACGGCCACGACAACGAGAACCAGGACCUGAUCAUAAGCGUGAACGACGUCCUCGCCGCGGACGACGGGUCGAGCCCCGCGUUCGUCGUGACCGACGUCCUGGGGAGCGGAACGUUCGGGCAAGUGGUUCGAUGCCGCGAGAAGGGCGGCGCCGGCGUCUCCGCGGCUGUCAAGGUGAUCAAGAACCAUCCCGCGUACUUCCACCAGGCGCACGUGGAGAUUGGGAUCCUGCACAUGCUGAACCAGGAGUGCGACCAGAGGGACGAGAACCACAUCGUGCGGAUGCUGUCGCACUUCGUGCACCGCUCGCACCUCUGCAUCGUCUUCGAGGUGCUAAACAUCAACCUGUACGAGUUGCUGCGCCAGAACAAGUUCAAAGGGCUCGCGAUCGGGCUCGUGAGGGUGUUCGUGUCGCAGCUCCUCGACGCGCUGCGGGUUUUACGGCUCGCGAACGUCAUACACUGCGACUUAAAGCCGGAGAACAUCCUGAUCAAGAACAUCGAGACCGCGGAGAUCAAGCUCAUCGAUUUCGGCAGCGCGUGCUUCCAGAACCGCACGGUGUACCAAUACAUCCAGUCGCGGUUUUACCGCUCCCCGGAGGUCGUCCUGGGGUCGCCGUACGGGAUGCCGAUCGACGUGUGGAGCCUGGGCUGCGUCGCCGCGGAGCUCUUCCUCGGGCUGCCGCUGUUCCCGGGCGCGAGCGAGUAUAACCUUCUGACGCGGAUGUGCGAGACGUUGGGCCCGCCGCCGUCGUCGAUGCUCGCGUCGGCGGCCAACGCGCACAAGUUUUUCAAGAAGAACGAGUCGACGGGAGGAGGCGCGACCGCGACGGGGGGGCUCUCCGCGGCGAUCGGCGGCGGCGGCGGCGAUUCGUACGAGUUGUACACCUUGGACGAGUACGAGCAAAAGUCCGGGAAGAAGGUGGCGAUGGGGAAGCGCUACUUCAAGCACACGCUCUUGAACGACGUCGUCCACGGCGCGCGGAUGUCCUCGAGCGCGUCCGAGGAGGCGCAGAUGAAAGAGCGCGCGGACCGCGCGUCGCUGCUCGAUUUACUUCACGGGCUGCUCGACCUCGACCCGAAGACGCGGUGGACGCCGGACCAGGCGAAGGCGCACCCGUUCGUCAGAGACGCGCCGUUCGCGGGGCCCGGGAGUUUCGUCCCGCCGCCGCCGGAGGAGGUUUGCGUCGCGAAGGAGGUCCAGGCCGCGCGCGAGCAGGCGGCGGCGAGGGCGGCGGCGUCCGUGACGAAGCGGGGACCCGCCGCCGCCGCGACAGCGGCGGCGGCGGCGGAGCCGGAGCCGGAGCCGGAGCCGGCGGCGGAGGAGCCGCGGACGCCGGAGCGCGCGACGGCGGCGCCGGCGGCGACGAGCGGCGGGCUCGCCGCCGCGCUCGCCGCGUCGUCCUCCGGGUCGGACCCCGCGGCGGCGCAGAUUCAAGCGCAGAUCCAAGCGCAGGCGGCGUUUUUGCAGCAGCAGCAGCAGCAGCAAGCGGCGGCGAUGGCGGCGCAGCAGGCCGCGUCGUUCUCCGCGGGGUCGUUCACCGGAACCCCCGUCAGUACGGCGUGUCACCGCACGCGAUGA
Micromonas pusilla CCMP1545 is the source of this 1818-nucleotide messenger RNA. RefSeq lists its product as uncharacterized. The transcript has 2 exons. Gene Ontology annotation, cellular component: cytoplasm. Gene Ontology annotation, molecular function: ATP binding; protein serine/threonine kinase activity; protein tyrosine kinase activity. Gene Ontology annotation, biological process: peptidyl-serine phosphorylation; peptidyl-threonine phosphorylation. NCBI's taxonomy places the organism in Eukaryota, Viridiplantae, Chlorophyta, Mamiellophyceae, Mamiellales, Mamiellaceae. The record is from RefSeq and is a predicted model, not a curated record. Bases 1 to 1818 code for a protein of 605 amino acids.